Messenger RNA from Apaloderma vittatum (bar-tailed trogon), 702 nucleotides. It is a transcript of the gene MAPK15, whose product is annotated as mitogen-activated protein kinase 15. The annotation marks the transcript as partial. Gene Ontology annotation, molecular function: ATP binding; MAP kinase activity. The transcript is spliced from 7 exons. The record is from RefSeq and is a predicted model, not a curated record. Gene Ontology annotation, cellular component: cytoplasm; nucleus. Lineage: Eukaryota; Metazoa; Chordata; Aves; Trogoniformes; Trogonidae. Gene Ontology annotation, biological process: protein phosphorylation; intracellular signal transduction.
UACUAGAGGGCCACAGUAAGGUCUCCCUGGAGCCUUCUCUUCUCCAGGCUUAUGGCAUUGUAUGGAAAGCAAUCAAUCGCAGGACAGGAGAAAUAGUUGCCAUUAAAAAGAUUUUUGAUGCUUUCAGGAACAGAACAGAUGCUCAGAGAACAUUUCGAGAGAUUAUGCUCCUACAGGAAUUUGGAGAACAUCCAAAUAUCAUCAAGCUGCUUGAUGUUAUCCCAGCUCAGAAUGACAAGGACAUCUACCUCAUCUUUGAGUCCAUGGAGACCGAUUUGCAUGCUGUGAUUAAGAAGGGGAAUUUGCUGAAAGAUAUCCACAAGUGUUACAUUCUCUACCAACUCCUGAAGGCAACUAAAUUCAUCCACUCAGGAAAUGUUAUUCACAGAGAUCAGAAGCCUUCAAAUAUCUUGCUGGAUGCAGACUGCUUUGUUAAACUUUGUGAUUUUGGGCUGGCCCGUUCUUUAAGCCAGAUGGACGAGGACCAAGGCAACCCUGCCCUGACAGAAUACGUGGCAACACGCUGGUACCGAGCCCCUGAGAUCUUGCUUUCCUCCCGGAGUUACACUAAAGCUGUAGACAUGUGGAGCAUUGGCUGUAUUCUGGGAGAGCUGCUGCUUGGGAAACCUCUUUUUCGUGGAACAUCAACAGUGAAUCAAAUUGAGCAGAUCUUGAGAGUCAUUCCUGCCCCAUCCCCAGAAG